Lemur catta (Ring-tailed lemur) is the source of this 7017-nucleotide messenger RNA. RefSeq names its product KIAA0232 ortholog. The coding region runs from base 464 to 4723 and encodes 1419 amino acids. The record is from RefSeq and is a predicted model, not a curated record. Lineage: Eukaryota; Metazoa; Chordata; Mammalia; Primates; Lemuridae. The transcript is spliced from 10 exons.
GGCCAGUUGCCGGGUAACGGAGCGGAGCGGCUCCCGGCGCGCCGCCUCCCGCCCUCCGCCGAGUGGCGCUGGGGCCGCCGCCGCUUUACGUAAGGCGCAGGCCCGGCCACCCGGCGCUCGGCAGCCGCCCGCAGCCCCUCGCAGCGAGGAGAGGCGCCCCCGCCGGCCGCCGCGCCGCCCGGCAGCCUCGGCAGGUUCUGCCGGAGACUUCCAUUUGGCCUCAAUGUGAAAUUAAAGCAGAAAAUCACAUCUACAUGUAUGUUGCUAUCGGGAUGUUGAUUCAUUGGUCAUGCCUGAAGAGGGAAAUUCUGUUUUAGAUGGCUGACUACCAGCAAAAGUAAAUGCUUAUCCUAGAUGUCAAGCAUCUCUCCUUUUUACUGGAGUGAAAAUCCCCUCCAGAUACCAACAGAAUAUCAACUACAGAAAAUGCUUCGCAUUUUAAGAAUGUCAGCAACCUAAAUUCAUGCACCCUAUCUGUACAGUUGUUGUGGAUGGUUUGCCAUCUGAAAGCUCCUCAAGUUCUUAUCCAGGCCCUGUGUCUGUUUCUGAAAUGUCUCUGCUUCAUGCUUUGGGUCCAGUGCAGACCUGGCUGGGACAAGAGCUGGAAAAAUGUGGCAUCGAUGCCAUGAUUUAUACUCGGUAUGUCCUCAGUCUUCUACUGCAUGACAGCUAUGAUUACGACCUGCAGGAACAGGAGAAUGACAUCUUCCUGGGCUGGGAAAAAGGAGCUUAUAAGAAAUGGGGAAAGAGUAAGAAAAAGUGUUCAGAUUUAACUCUAGAAGAAAUGAAAAAACAGGCUGCUGUCCAGUGUCUUCGAUCUGCUUCUGACGAAAGCUCUGGUAUCGAGACUUUAGUGGAGGAGCUCUGCUCCAGACUGAAAGACCUUCAGAGUAAGCAAGAAGAGAAGAUUCACAAAAAGUUAGAGGGGUCUCCCUCUCCAGAGGCAGAAUUAUCCCCUACAGCAAAGGAUCAAGUGGAAAUGUACUAUGAAGCAUUCCCACCACUUUCUGAGAAACCUGUUUGCCUGCAAGAAAUCAUGACUGUGUGGAACAAGUCCAAAGUCUGUUCUUACUCUAGCUCUUCUUCAUCAUCCACAGCCCCACCAGCUAGCACAGAUACAUCCUCUCCCAAGGAAUGCAACAGUGAAAGUGAAGUGAUCAAGGAAAGAAGCAAUGAAGUACCCACCACUGUGCAUGAGAAAACCCAGAGCAAAAGUAAAAAUGAAAAGGAGAACAAAUUUAAUAAUGGCACAAUUGAAGAAAAACCUGCUUUGUACAAAAAGCAAAUCCGACAUAAACCGGAAGGAAAGAUUCGCCCUCGCUCAUGGUCUUCCGGCUCUAGUGAAGCAGGCUCAAGUUCAAGUGGUAAUCAGGGAGAAUUAAAAGCAUCCAUGAAGUAUGUUAAAGUAAGACACAAGGCACGAGAAAUUCGAAACAAAAAAGGGCGGAAUGGGCAAAGCAGGCUAUCAUUAAAGCAUGGUGAAAAGGCUGAAAGAAACAUUCAUACUGGGAAUAGUAGCAGUAGCAGCAGUGGUUCUGUCAAACAGCUGUGCAAGCGGGGUAAGAGACCUUUGAAAGAAAUAGGGAGAAAAGAACCUGGGAGCACUGAAGGAAAAGACCUGUACGUGGAGAGCAGAAACGACAGGGAGUACAAAGAGGAGCCAUUGUGGUACACCGAACCAAUUGCUGAGUAUUUUGUUCCUUUGAGCAGAAAAAGUAAACUAGAGACCACAUACCGAAACAGACAAGAUACAAGUGAUCUGACAUCAGAGGCAGUGGAAGAAUUGUCUGAAUCAGUGCAUGGUCUUUGUAUCAGCAACAGUAAUAUUCAUAAAACAUACCUCGCAGCAGGUACUUUCAUUGAUGGUCAUUUUGUAGAAAUGCCUGCAGUUAUAAAUGAGGAUAUUGACCUCACUGGGACCUCAUUAUGUUCUCUACCAGAGGACAAUAAAUACCUGGAUGACAUUCAUCUAUCAGAAUUAACACACUUCUAUGAAGUAGAUAUUGAUCAAUCCAUGUUGGAUCCUGGUGCCUCAGAAACAAUGCAAGGAGAAAGUCGGAUUUUGAAUAUGAUUCGACAAAAAAGCAAAGAGAAAACAGAUUUUGAGGCAGAAUGUUGCAUAGUGUUAGAUGGUAUGGAGUUGCAAGGGGAACGUGCAAUAUGGACAGAUUCUACCAGCUCCGUGGGUGCUGAGGGCUUCUUCCUGCAAGACCUUGGCAAUCUGGCUCAGUUUUGGGAGUGCUGUUCAUCCAGCUCUGGUGAUGCUGAUGGAGAGAGUUUUGGAGGAGAUUCUCCAGUUAGACUCUCUCCAAUCUUAGACAGCACAAUGCUCAAUUCACACUUGCUUGCUGGCAAUCAAGAGCUCUUCUCAGAUAUUAAUGAAGGAUCUGGUAUAAACUCUUGUUUUUCAGUGUUUGAAGUGCAAUGCGGUAAUUCUGUUUUACCAUUUUCUUUUGAAACACUCAACUUAGGAAAUGAAAAUACAGAUUCUAGUGCUAAUAUGCUUGGGAAAACACAGUCUAGAUUGCUAAUAUGGACCAAAAAUAGUGCCUUUGAAGAAAAUGAACACUGUUCUAAUCUUUCAACAAGAACUUGUAGUCCAUGGUCCCAUUCAGAAGAAACACGUUCAGAUAAUGAGAUGUUAAAUAUUCAGUUUGAAGAAUCCACACAGUUUAGUGCAGAAGAUAUUAAUUAUGUAGUUCCUAGAGUCUCGUCAAAUUAUGUAGAUGAAGAACUUCUAGAUUUUUUGCAAGAUGAAACUUGCCAGCAAAACAGUAGAACUUUAGGUGAAAUUCCUACAUUAGUUUUCAAAAAAAAAUCUAAACUAGAAUCUGUCUGUGGUAUUCAGCUAGAACAAAAAACAGAAAACAAAACCUUUGAAACUACACAAGCAUGUAGUGAAAACAGUCCACAUGGAGAUGGCUACAGCUCAGGGGUUAUUAAAGACAUUUGGACAAAGAUGGCAGAUAGAAAUUCUGUGGCUACAGUAGAAAUAGAAGGAAUCGAUGAGUUGUUUUCGACAGACGUAAAUAACUCCUGCUGCUGUUUGAAUGCUGAAGCUGACAUGGAAACCCUUCAGGAGCCUAAUAAGGCUGUGCAGAGGUCGGAGUAUCAUCUGUGGGAGGGGCAGAAGGAGACCCUGGAGAAAAGAGCAUUUGUUUCUAGUGAGCUAUCAAAGGCAGAUGGUGGUGAUUAUACUACACCCUCUAGACCUUGGGAUGUAGCCCAAGAUAAAGAGAAUGCAUUCAUUCUUGGAGGAGUUUAUGGCGAACUCAAAACCUUUAAUAGCGAUGGGGAAUGGGCAGUCGUACCGCCUAGUCACACAAAAGGAAGUUUGUUACAGUGUGCAGCUUCUGAUGUAGUGACAAUAGCUGGUACAGAUGUCUUUAUGACCCCAGGAAACAGUUUUGCUCCUGGUCACAGGCAGUUAUGGAAACCCUUCGUGUCAUUUGAACAGAAUGAUCAGCCGAAGAGUGGGGAAAAUGGAUUAAAUAAGGGAUUUUCUUUUAUCUUCCAUGAAGACUUACUAGGAGCUUGUGGUAACUUUCAAGUUGAAGAUCCUGGACUGGAAUAUUCUUUCUCUUCCUUUGACUUAAGCAAUCCAUUUUCACAAGUUCUUCAUGUAGAAUGUUCAUUUGAACCCGAAGGGAUUACAUCUUUCAGCCCCAGUUUUAAACCGAAAUCAAUCCUCUGCUCUGAUUCAGACAGUGAAGUUUUUCACCCCAGGAUAUGUGGCGUUGACAGAACACAAUACAGGGCUAUUCGCAUCUCUCCUAGGACUCACUUUCGCCCAAUUUCUGCAUCUGAACUGUCCCCAGGAGGAGGAAGCGAGUCGGAAUUUGAAUCUGAGAAAGAUGAAGCAAAUAUUCCCAUUCCUUCUCAAGUUGAUGUAUUUGAAGAUCCACAGGCAGAUCUCAAACCUCUGGAAGAAGAUGCAGAGAAAGAAGGCCAUUACUAUGGAAAAUCAGAGCUUGAGUCUGGAAAGUUCCUUCCCAGGUUAAAAAAAUCUGGAAUGGAAAAGAGUGCUCAGACAUCACUGGAUUCCCAGGAGGAAUCAACUGGGAUUCUGCCAGUAGGAAAGCAAAAUCAGUGUUUGGAAUGUAGCAUGAAUGAAUCUCUGGAAAUAGAUUUAGAAAGCUCAGAAGCAAAUUGUAAAAUAAUGGCACAAUGCGAGGAAGAAGUUAAUAAUUUUUGCAGUUGCAAAGCAGGUUGUCAGUUCCCUGCUUAUGAAGAUAAUCCAGUUUCUUCAGAACAGCUGGAAGAGAUUGGGAAGAAAGAAAAAGAGGAAAGAAGCAAGAUUCUACAUCAUACCACUACCAUAUUCCUUCGCUUUCUAUUUCCUAUAUUGAACACUGAUGUACAAGGAAUGAAUGGAAGUCAAGAAAAGCAGACCUGGUGGGAAAAAGCCUUGUACUCUCCUCUUUUUCCUACAUCAGAGUGUGAAGAAUGUUAUACAAAUGCCAAGGGAGAGAAUGGUAUAGAAGAAUAUCCAGAUGUUAAAGAAAUACCCAGUAAUGAAGAACGUCUGUUAGAUUUUAAUAGGGUGUCUUCUGUUUAUGAAGCAAGAUGUACAGGAGAUAGAGAUUCUGGAGCAAAAUCAAAUGGCUUCCGCAGAAAGAUAUAUUCCAGCGAGAGCUCCGGCUCAGAAGACACGGGCUCAGAAGGUGGAGGUGAAUGGGUGGACCCUAGCGAAGAGGAACUCUUCUCUCGAACUCAUCUCUAAACCUGCAAAGUAGUACAAAUUAUUUUUUAAAAGUGAUAUGUGAUGGAAAAUUAGUCUUUUGUGAGCCUGUUAAUCUAACACAACAACUUAGGUUUCUUCUUCAAUUAACUGAUUCAGAUCAGUAAUUAUCUUUCUCUUCUUACUUAUUUUAGAGUUGAGGACAGCUAUCCUGUUGAAGAUUUUUUUUCCAAGCUGUUAAAUUCUCGACUAUUUGAAAUAGACUAGAUUGUGUUGUCAAAUCAAGAAUGGGUGUGCAUGUGCUUGUCUUAGAAAUUUCACUGCUUUUUGCAUCUUAACUGCAGUUAAUUUUCCUUCUCACUGCAGUUAUAUCACUAUUACCUUAUUAGCAUUGCAGUGUCAACAACCACUUCUGCUUUCAGAGACUUUAGCUUUGGAACAUUUAGGCUUUGUUCUCUAAGAACUGGGAUAUAAAUCCUUACCCUGCAGUGGCUCAGUGCCUUUUCAAGGCCAGAGAGAAGCACGGGUGACUCAUCUGCAGUCUUCAUUCAGUAAAAUCUCAUGUACAUUUGAAGUGAGAACCACAAGGGUGUGCUUUUAGAGACUUACAAAAUACUGUGUUUUCUAUCUUAGGAUUAUUCCCUCUAAAGUAUCACGGAAGAUACUAUGGUUUGUGACUUUCUUGCUAACUGAAGAAGCCAAGGAUUUGGGAUAUGGGGCCGUAUGUGAGGCAGAGUGGGGUACGCUCCCCUCCCCACAACCUGUUCUUGCAUUUAUACCAAAACGUCAUUCAGGGUUCUUUGUGGUGAGUCUUAAAAUACAUGGUAAGGAACAUAGUUGCAAAUGAUUAUUUUCUGGUGACCUGCAUUGAAUUGAAGCCCCCAAAACUUGAAAUUGUAAACAUAUGGCAUUCAGUAAAGGCCACCUCAUCACUCAAAGAAAUCUUUGGCUGCUGCAGCUAGCUGCUCUUGUGGCUGUGAUGUAGUGUAGCUUAUAUCUCAUUUUGUGUUUGAGAGAAUGUUCUGGGCAGGUUCUGUGUGUGGUGGGGCGGGGCGGGUAGAGUAAUGGCUUUCCCACAUGCCUGUGUGAUUGCUGUACUGACUGUCCAGUGUCACUUGGUGAACACAGGGGUCAGGACACCUGGACACGUCAUGUCUGUGCGUGCUGAUCACCUUGAGCUGUCAUGACGUGCAGCAGGUCGAGGCUAGAGGAGCAGUAUUUGUUUUAAAUUGUUUUUCUUUUUUUACCAACUUGUUUUAAAAAAAAAAAAAACAAACACACACCUAAUCUGUGAAAUCCAUUUAGCAUGUCUAGAACAUCAAGAACAGCAGAAGAGUCUGAUAGGGACUAGACAGCUUCACGACUGAUUUUGACAGGCAAUAAAUUCAUCAUUUAUUAGCUGGGAGCUGAACUGGCUGUGAAAUCUAUGAUUUGCUUUGAACAUUUGGGUUUUGUUGCCUUUUUCUUAAUUGAUAACACGGAAAAUGCCAUCAAAGGCCGUGGAGUCUUCGUGGUCCUGUAUGUCCUCACUGUGAGAAGCCUGACGUGACCGUCAGGUUUGAUCUCACCACAGGUUAGGGGUUAUUUUUAUACAGCACAUCUUUUGACACUUUAAAGUGGGUUUGUGUGUGCGUGUGUGUGCAUGUGUAAGGUUUUAUGUUGCUGUUAUUUAUUUACAGACUUCAGAUAAGUUUUUAUGUAUUUUUCUUUCUUCUGGAGCUUCCUAAAAAAUGAUUAGCAUCUGCACUGAAAUAAUUUAACAGCAAAGGCAAAAAAGGAUUGGAAGUUAUAAAUUCUUAAAAUUACUACAGUGACGAUUAUCCUAGAAAUCGUUGCUUAUGUAGCUGAGACCAAAUAAUUAGAUUUCAGACACAACCUUGAGCACAGUUGAUUUUGGACAGCUGCUGUUUGUAAGGAAAGGGCUCUAGGUGGCAAAGGUGCGGACUUCCUCAGACACGGGUGAGAAGAUACAGCACCUUCCACAGGGGAACGGGGAUGGAUUAUAAAUGGGCAGAGGGAUUAACAAAUUAUGUAUUUAUUUGUUUUCAUAGUAAAGUAGCUGAAGCUGAGAGGCUUUCAGCAACAGAGUUGAAAGUGUGGUUUUUAGUUUUGUGAAUGGAUGAUUACAAAGAAAAAGCAUUAAAAAAAAGUUGGCAAACGCUGAAACGCACUGUGGUAUGAAGCGCAUUGCAUAUCCAUAGCACUGAAGUAUCAGCUUCCGUUCCUGGGCUGAGAUUUUUUUCCCCAUGGUUAUAUUGUUCUGAUUUCACGUACACCAGAAUAACUGAUUUUUUUUUUUCUUGUGGAGUUAACACCAAAUAAAAAUUUUAAAAACA